Molecule: messenger RNA, 1552 nt
Organism: Drosophila navojoa
Lineage: Eukaryota; Metazoa; Arthropoda; Insecta; Diptera; Drosophilidae
Gene: Tektin-C
Product: Tektin C
Biological process (GO): cilium movement involved in cell motility; cilium assembly
Cellular component (GO): microtubule cytoskeleton; nucleus
Source: RefSeq, a predicted model, not a curated record
AAUUCUCACAUACAUCCUAGAGCAGUGUACAUGUGUAUACAGAAUUGCAUACGUAACAGUUAAUUUCCUCUUUUGAUUAAAUCUUACGCAAUAUAAUAUAAAUCUAUUUUAUAUUAAACCAACCUAAAGUUUACAUUGAGUUACGAGAUUGUGAGAUAGUGCGUCACCAUGUUGCCGAACCUAAAAGCGCGUCGCAUCACUGGCCUGCAGCUGGCAAGCAAGCAUCUGGGUCCAGUGGCCAAGUGCCCGCCCAGGUACUCUGAGGAGGAUUGGGACUACAACAACAAGAUCAAGUUCCGCAUCACCUGCGACCAGGAGAAGCUCGCCGAGCGCAUUGUCGAGGAGUCGCGUCGCGUAGUCGAUGAGACCAAGGACACCACCAAGAAUUGGCAGCGUGAGGUGGAGCACCAUAUGCGUGAGCGCACCAGUGAGAUCCGUUUUCUAGUCGAUGAGCUGAACCGCCAGAAGAAGACCGCUAUGCUGGAGGACGAGACGCUCAACACGUAUCGCAAUCGUGUGCUAAAUGCCAUUGAGUUCCUCAAGGAUAAGUCGCUGGCUAUUUGCAAGCAGUGCCUGAUCCUACGCGAGGGACGCAUUGGUGUGGAUCUCUGUGACGAUGAGGUGGAUCGCUCGCUGCGUCGCGAGCUGAAGGUGAUCAAAGGCUGUCAGGGCCUGGCCGACGCUGCUCUCAAGGAGGCCGAGGAGCAGAUUCGCAAGCUGCGUGCAGCCAUGUACCUGCUGGAUCAGGAUCUCUCAGCCAAGGACAAGUCGCUGGCUAUCGACGAGAAGAAUCUGAAGCUGAAGGAGUUUCAGCAAGAUCUUGGCAAGGGCCAGGAUCUAUCCAAGCAGCACUGCCAAUUCUCGUUGACUGAGUGGCAGGCGCAGACCUAUGAGAAUCUGGAGGCCAAUGCCAAGGCUCUGGUGUCCGCCGGGCAGCUGCGUGCCUAUAUUGAUCUGCUGUUGAAGCAGGUCUGCGAGGAUAUGCAGAACCAGACGGAUCGCACCAAUGAGGCCUUCGAGCGUCGCAUUGCAGAGACGAAGCAUGUGAAGCAGUGCCUGGAGAACAAGCACAAGGACACCAUGGACCACAUCCACCAGGUGCAGCGCAACAUGAGCGAGCUAGAUCGCGAGAUGUCCGACAAGCAGAGGGCCAUAACCCUUUGCCAGACGCGUCUCAGCAAUCGCGCUCAUCGCCCUGGGCUGGAGUUGACCUGUGACAUGGUCCAGGACGCUCUCUACAAUGAGCUCCAGGCAUUGAAGGCCUCGGUCUGCAAGUUGAACCAGAAGCUGAACGAGAACAAGGCAUCGAUGCGCUAUCUCAUGCAUGUUCAGGUCAUGCAGGAGGAGGAGAUCAACAUCAAGGCGAACAGCUGCAAGAUUGAUGAGGUCGACUGCAUGACUCUGCGCCAGGCCCUUAAAUACACAUCGUUCUAGUCGUCCCCUGCUCCGAGUUUGCUAGCUUACGGGCGAGCGAGCCGCACCAGCCAGUCUCAUUGUGCUCGAUGUAACACUACUUAAUCAAAUUCAAAUUACAUGUGCAUUUCCCGUUCAA